UCUUACAGUUAGAUUUUGUAAGUGGUGCAUGUACCGAGUUUUUACAAAAACAACUGGAUGCAUCGAAUUGUCUUAGUAUCAGACGGUUUGCUGACUUACAUAACUGUACGGAAUUGUUAUCAAGUUCUGAAACGUUCAUUAAAAAACAUUUUUUAGACGUGGUUAAAAGUGUUGAUUUUCUAUCUUUAUCUUCUGAAGAUGUGGUUAAGAUGAUCUCCUGUAAUGACCUUGCCGUUCCAUUAGAAGAAAAUGUAUUUGAAUGUGUAAUUAAAUGGGUAAAACAUGAUUUGGAUCAGAGAAAAGAUUUUUUGCCAGAAUUAAUGGAACAUGUACGUUUGUCAUUAUUAGCAUCAAGGCCUGAUGUAUUAAAUAUUGUAGUCGAAGAACCUCUUCUAAAGAAUAGUCCUAAAUGUAAAGAUUAUGUGUUUGAAGCAUUACGAUUUAAUCUACUUAAGUCGGUUCAGUAUUUCACGAUUCCAAAAACAAUUCGGUGUAAACCUAGACAUUUUGGUGAUUCUCAAAAAGUUAUUCUAAUGUUCAACCGGUCUGAUACAUCGCCAAAGUGUUAUACAGAAUGGUAUGACCCAGCAACCAAGCUAAGGAACAUUGCACCAGGGUUAAAUGAUUGUCGUAAGACAGCUGGCUCUUGCGUAAUAAGUGAUCAAUUUGUGUUUAUUAUGGGAGGUGUAAAUGAAUCAAGUUCAAAAUCUGUUAAUAUGCUUGACGUAUCUUCACAAUCGCCCUCUUGGGUUCCAAUGGUAGACAUGUUAGUUAGUCGAAAUCGGUUAGGAGUCGGAGUAUUAGGUGAUUUCAUAUAUGCUGUUGGUGGAGGUAAUUUCAAGAAUGCAGUAAAUAGUGUAGAGGUUUUCGAUGUCAGUAUUCAAAAAUGGACACUAGUGUCUAGUAUGUCAAUUAAGAGAUAUGAUUUGGGUGUUGGUGUACUCAAUAAUCGUUUAUACGCGGUUGGGGGUGCUGGUGAUGGUAAUAUUGUUAGAUCUGUGGAAUAUUAUGAUCCCGCACUUGACACAUGGACAACAGUUGCAGAAAUGUCUGGAAAUCGUAAAGGUGUUAGUGUAGGAGUCAUGGACGGCGUGAUGUAUGCUAUUGGUGGCUUUUGUGAUGGAAAGCAUCUUAAACGUGUUGAGGUCUAUAGACCAAGUGAUGGAGUUUGGUCGUCUGUUGCUGAUAUGAAUUUGUGCCGAAAUAGACCGGGAGUAUCCGUAUUAGAUGGUUUGUUGUAUGUUUUUGGUGGAGAAACAGAAUCUUCUUUUGUUGAUACUUUAGAAACUUACAACCCCAACACCAAUACUUGGACCUUGGAGAGAUUAUCAAGAAAUGAAGUACAAAUUUAUGGUGGAGUAGUUGUCAAUAGACCACCACAUUUUAUUAACUAAUCGGCAUACAUAAUGGUCUCAUUGUUGGUAGAAAUAUGAUCAUAUUUAUGUAUAAUUCAUGACGAAACAUAUAUUGUUCUAUUAAUUUUUGUUUUUGUUAAUGUAUGUUAAAAAUAUUGUUUUAUAAUUUAAAUUGAAGAUUUACAAAUUAUAGAAACAAGCUUUAAUGUUAAUUAUAUUACAGUGUAUUAGCAAAAACUUUUAUAAUUUACAUUAUACAUAAUAUCUUCACACAGAGAAAUGGGAUACUUUUUUUAAACUCUUUACUAUUUUUUUGACUAAUAAAGUUGAAGUUAACUG
Molecule: messenger RNA, 1694 nt
Organism: Acyrthosiphon pisum (pea aphid)
Lineage: Eukaryota; Metazoa; Arthropoda; Insecta; Hemiptera; Aphididae
Product: kelch-like protein 3
Exons: 8
Coding region: 210-1394 (394 amino acids)
Molecular function (GO): protein binding
Source: RefSeq, a predicted model, not a curated record